Molecule: messenger RNA, 3768 nt
Organism: Rhincodon typus (whale shark)
Lineage: Eukaryota; Metazoa; Chordata; Chondrichthyes; Orectolobiformes; Rhincodontidae
Product: patatin-like phospholipase domain-containing protein 2
Exons: 9
Coding region: 220-1707 (495 amino acids)
Biological process (GO): lipid homeostasis; positive regulation of triglyceride catabolic process; triglyceride catabolic process
Cellular component (GO): cytoplasm; membrane; lipid droplet
Molecular function (GO): triacylglycerol lipase activity
Source: RefSeq, a predicted model, not a curated record
UUGAUUGGCCAGUGUUGGCGUUACUAUCACACGGGCAUAGUGCCUUCAAGUGGGCUUCCGGCGUCUCCUCAGUGCCUGCAGUGUGAAACAGAUCAGAGGAAAAGGAACAAAACGAUUGGCUCAGUUCCUGUUAAUGUAAACUCUUAUGGUUGUAGUAUCCAUUUGAGAUUCCCUCUUGCAGCUUUCCUCUGUCCCUGGAGUGGGUUUCUGUCGCUCGAGAUGUUUGAUCUGGAAGCCGGCUGGAACAUCUCUUUCGCUGGCUGCGGGUUUCUGGGUGUUUACCAUAUCGGGGCGGCGAGCAGUAUUCAAGAACACGCUCCUUACCUGACCCGGGACGCCAGCAGGAUCUAUGGAGCAUCGGCCGGGGCGCUCACCGCCGCCGCUGUGGUUUGCGGAGUACCGCUGGACAGUUAUUGUGCAGACGUCAUGAAAGCAGCUAAAGAAGCUAGAAAAAGAAAUUUGGGACCUCUGCACCCAUCCUUCAACUUAGUAAAAAUAUUGAAAAAUGGACUUUUCAGGAGUCUUCCAGAAAAUGCACACCAACUAGCCACAGGCAGGCUCUGCAUUUCUCUUACACGGGUAUCUGACGGUGAGAAUGUGCUGGUCUCUGAGUUCAACUCCAAGGAAGAACUCAUUCAGGCUCUGAUCUGCAGUGCCUUUGUUCCAAUUUAUUGUGGACUUAUUCCGCCAUCUUUUCGAGGAGUGCGUUAUGUGGAUGGCGGGAUCAGCAACAAUUUACCUCUGUCUGAAUUGAAGAACACAAUUACAGUGUCUCCAUUCUCCGGAGAAAGUGAUAUCUGUCCUCGAGACAACCCCAGCAACUUCCAUGAGCUGCGAGUCACCAAUACCAGCAUCCAGUUCAGCAUGGGAAACUUGUAUCGACUGACUCGAGCACUUUUCCCUCCAGAACCAAAGGUGCUUGGUGAAAUGUGCCAUCAAGGUUAUGAAGAUGCACUUCGAUUUCUCCAAGGAAAUAAUCUGCUUAAAAUGCCGGUUCUUACAGUUGAUUUGACUUCUGUCACAUCAGUGAGGGAGAUUGUCAGAUCUUACAAACAGAAUCAGGAUGAUUGUUCUAGCAAAUCUCUGGAACAGGAGGAGGUAGAAAUGGUUAUAAACAAAGCUUCAGCACCAAAAUCCAAAUCAAACAAUCAACAAUUGAGGAAAAAGCAUUGGUCAUCAGCCUUGGAUGAAAAAAUAGAAAAUUUACCACCAAGACUUGGUAACGCAUUGCAUGAAGCUUGUAAGGAGACGAGUGGUCUUUAUGCACAGCUUAACAACCUCUUCUUGGUUAGAAUGGCGUCUUAUGCAAUGUUGCCUUACACACUACCAUUGGAGUCUGCCUAUUCUUUUGGUUGCAGGUUAGUGGAGUGGCUUCCUGAUGUCCCUGAAGAUGUCAGUUGGAUGCGUGAACAACUAAACCUUAUCAGUGGUGUGAUUUAUCACCGAGCAGCAAAGCAGUUUCGGUUGUGUCCACGUUCUAGAAUUCUACCUAAUAUACAUCUGAGAAAAUGCCUCAGCCUACCACCUAUCUCAAACCUGUACCAACCUUACUUCACUUCACAAAUCUCAUCUGCGGAGCUUACCUCCCAGCACUUUGGAUUGAAAGAGCUUGGGAACUCAACAGUGUAUGAAUCUGAUGCUUUCGCAAAGCAGGGUCUCGUGACUUCAGACCAGCAAAUCCAUUUCUUCACUAGCUCUGAAUCCUGAAUGGUGUUAGGAGAUUUGGAAAGACAGUCGACCAGGACAUCUUUUUCAGCAUAGCUCGGAGAUUAGAAUAUUGUGCCAAUGUUGGCCCUUGACCAACUGGAGGUGCGUGUUGUGUGUGUAUGUGUCGCAGUUGUCGUCAUUCCUGUACUCAGUCAGAGGAACCAAUGUGUCUUGUAUCAAAUUAAUAAUCUUAAAUCCACUUAAACUUCUAUCAUAUACAACUGUUGUUGCACAUUCAAAUUGUUUUUCAGGAGCCUUAACAUGUUAUGAAUUACAUAGGGCAUGACUUUUAAUGUUUGCACUUUAUUGUUAACCAGAUACAAAUGGUUUCCACAGUACUGGUGAUUAAUGCUGAACCAUUUAUGGUUCAUCAACUCAGAAUGGUAUUUAUCAUUUACAAUCUGAUAAAUUUAGUAGAUUAUAAGUUUAUUUUAUUUUAUUUGCAUAUACAGCACAAUCACUGGAUUUUAAACUACUGGGUAUUCAGUUUAAUCCAACCCACAUGCAUUAGUUUACCUCUCCUUUUGUAUAUGUACUGUUCCUACUGUGCACUCUGAAAUAUGCAUUACUGAAGAAACAACAGAUUGCAUUUGUUGACUAAACCAUAGUGUUUCAAAUUCGUUGCUGUAAUUAAUCCCUGUUGAGUAUGUUGCCUUUGGGACUUGCGUACUUGAAUGAUGUUGAAUUCAGAUGACUAAAAUCUUGCACAAUAAUGUACACUUUUGGAAUAUCUAUUGAUGAGUUACUGUUUUUGCAAUACCAGAAACAGUAACCUUUUAAAAACGUUUGUAUUGCUAUUUAUUCGUGUGCUGAAAGGCUUGUUGUAACAAUUGAGUGAGUCUCUAAAUUUGCUUAUAAAUAGAAUAUUAAAUAUCUGCAACUAUCUACUGCCAGUAACAGAAGAUGAAACUUCCAAUGAAUGAACUUGCUACUUCAGUUCACAAAACUUGUGUACAAAGCAUAACUUUCUUAAGCCACAAUGUACUUUAUUGUUCAUUCAUUUAAGGUGACUGAAAACCUGGAAUUCUUUGGGUAAAUGGUGAUAUUUUCUUUCUCUUUUUUUUAAAUCUCUAAAGACAACUUUGUCUGGUGCUAUUUUCACUGAUCUUUUUGAAGAAGAUAUGAGAAAGUCACAAAGUGCCUUUUUUAUUUCUCAGAACUAAUUGAUACACAUACCUCGUUAUUCCAAAUCUCUGUUUUUUGAACAUUACAACUUUUUGUAUAAAUGUAAUUCUAUUUACCUCUCUAUUUUGUUUCCACAUACAUAUUUUAAAUUAAAGCAGUAAUUAUACUUAACAGAAAUUUGUGUUCGUGUGUGGUCUGUAGAGCAGAGUGUAUUUCUAGAAAGAUAUAAUGUAUACUGUCCCUUAAAGCAAGAUGAGUGCUAAUUAUAGUUUCUCAUCUAAUUCAGCAUUUUACAGUACUGAAAAUCUUACAUAGUGCUAUCUCCAAUGUACCAGUCAAUCUUUUGUGGUGUUGCACAGAAUAGAGACCAAGUUAUUUUGCUUUAAGGAUUAAACAGAAAUAUUGUACCAGAAAAUGGUGAAAAAUGUAAUCAAGCCUGUCUGUACCUGAGGAGAGAGUUAACAUUUCAGGCCUAUGAUAUGUCACUGUAAAAGUGAGAUCUUAGCUAGUUUUUUUUUUGUUCCCACAGUCAGCUUAAAAUAUGUCUGUCUGCACUUGCAGCUCUCUAAACCUAAGCAUUUAUUAUCAACCUUCUGACAAGGUGGUAGUGAUGUUUUCUGCAGUACUGAUCUCUACAUAACCAGGCUUAACAUUAAUUAUCUGACACCUUCUCCACUUCCACCAGGCCAUGACUGUGUAUCAUUGAAUGUAAUGCCGUUUUUCUAUCACUAAAAUCUAUUAUAGAUCUUGCCUCAACAGCCUCCAACCUCAGACUCUCAACCUCAAAUAGCCAACAUUCCCCCUCCCCACCCCAAGAUCCACAAACAGGACUGUGCUUGCAAUUCCUUGUUCCAGCCUGUUGCUGUCCCAUGGAACUGACUUUCUUAUCACAACACUUUUUUUUUGUCCAAACUGUUCCCAAAUAAUCCAUGACUC